Molecule: messenger RNA, 2514 nt
Organism: Neurospora hispaniola
Lineage: Eukaryota; Fungi; Ascomycota; Sordariomycetes; Sordariales; Sordariaceae
Exons: 2
Coding region: 1-2514 (837 amino acids)
Source: RefSeq, a predicted model, not a curated record
AUGUCCUCCCCAACGCCUUCCUUGAAGCCAAGUGCACUAGAUCGCACUCAAUCACUCCGGAAACCAAUGAGCACCGCGGGACUGAUGAAGGAUACCACCAUUACCGCCGCAGUUGGUACGUCUGCUGGCAACAAUAUCGCUAGGGGCGCAGGAGAAAGAGCGUCAAAACAACGGCCCGUCACGAUGACUCAAGGGCCAUCAACAAUAAAAGGAGCUUUAGCUGCGCCAGGAAUGGUUUCUCGGACUAUCGCCACCAGCAACAUUGGCACAGCGAUCAGCGGGAGCGGAAUCAAAAGGACGGCUAGUGUUACUGGUACUAGAAGCGGCACCACCAGCAGCAAUAUCAAACCACCAUCCUCUGGAGGGCUUAAUCGACUGGCUAGCGCUAGAUUGAAGCAAGAGGGGAGGAAAGUUGAAAAUGCAGGCGAAAGGACUGGCGCGGAAGUUGGAACUGGGAUCUCCAGUGGUUCUGGGAACCGGGUUGUAUCGGGAGCAGCAAUGGCACUGCAACCAUCAAGAACAUCAACAACUGCCACAAAAUCGACAAAAUUGUCAACAACUAGCCUCAGACAACCUCUCCGUAAUCGCGCUCCUACAAUUUCCGCGACUGAUGUGACCGCGAGAACUACCCCUCUAUCACCACCCACCACAACACCGCCAUCAUUAUCAGGAUCGUUUGGAAUGACUCGUCCAACUACUUCGUCGAGUGCAGGUUCAUUAGCCACCAUCACUAGCCCAAGAGUAACAGGUGCAUCUGGUUCUAGUUUCAAAAUAGAUACAGGCGUUGGUCAAAGGGGGAGAGGGCAUGCGCGUACUCAGUCAGCAACAAUAAGCUCGCCGAAGCCAACAACGCCGAAACCGGUACCAAGAAGCACAGCAGUAUCAGGAAUUUCUGGCACCGCGUUCUCAAAAACUGCCGUAGGUAAAGACAUCGGGGUUUCUGGAGUUGGCAGUGGGAGUGGUCCGCCCAAAAACGCUUCCAAAGGAGUUCCACCACCAAGCACUCCUGGUAAAAGUAGGCCACAGUCACUCAUAUCGGCCAACGCACUCAGACGGUCUCCUGCCACCGCUAAGCCAGAGAUAGCAACGACAGGAGGGACGCCCAAAGCAGUGACUGGAACCGGACUAAGGUCAUCACCAGCACACAAACGGCAAAACUCGGCAUCUUCAGUCUCUACUACCAGUACCGCGACCACCACGGGAACAAAGACAAGGACAGCGGCGAGUACAACAACGACCCAGACUCGGCGUCUUGCUGCUUCCAGGAGACCACUCUCCUUACAAGCCCCCGAAGCAGCAAUAGCAAAUACUGUAAAGCUGGCACCAAAAAUAUCAUCCUCAACUAGGCCCCUUUCUACAGCAACCACCACAAUCACCAAAUCCCCUCCCUUGCGCCAGCCAACCACGGCACCCUCAGCCGCCACGAUCAGGAACGUUCUCAAACUAAAGCCCAAACCCCAUAUACCCGAACCUCUUGCGUCUUCGAUAUCCUCCCACGCCGCCCAGCAGCAGCAGCAGCAGCAGCAGCAGCAGCAGAAGCCCCGUCAUAACUUUGACACGUACCAACAACACUACACUUCUGCCCAGAUCCCGCUCUUGCCCAAGCCACUGACAUCCACCUUCCUCGCUCCUCCCACGCCCUCCAAGCAGCCGGCAAACAUUGCUCUCUCCGCCGAGGUUUCUCGACUACAGACGGAACUGUUGCAGUCGCACUUGCUACAUCGGGAGGCGAAGCGGGUAAAGGAGGAGUGGGAGGAGGAUGCUAGGGGGAAGUUGCAGGGAAUGUGGGAGAGGGUGAGGGCGGAGGAGAGAACGGAGGGGGUUGUGGAGGGCUUGCUUGCUAUGGCUGGGUUUGGGGGAACAUUGGACGAGACAAAACUACAGGCGUUGGAUGAAGUCAUUUCGGGGGUGUGGGCUAUGAGCGACCUUUCUUCUCCGUCUUCUUCAUCGGGUGUUACCAUUGGGAAGUACACACGUGUGGUGCGCGAGUUUGAGGUGUGGGCUGGAAGGGCGGGGAGGAUAUUGGAGGAACGGAGAAGAAGCGCAGCGGAUAAUGAAGAUGGUCGGGAUGGAGUGUUGAUGCUGGAUGCGAAUGGCGAGGUGGAAAUGAUUGGGAAUAUGGAUCUCGAGUGGAAGAAUGAGUGCGUUGCGCUCGGGAGGCGGUUGGAGAAGUGGCGGAGGAUGUUGGGGGAGCUGGGCGGAGUGUCGUCGAAGGCCAACUAUGGGUCUUCUUUUCGGUCAUCGCGACCAAUAAAAGGGGUUGAAGCUAUUGAGAGGGAAGCCCACAAGGGAGAGGAAGGAGAAGAUGAUGAGUCGCCUCUGGCCAGGACGCUUAGCAGAUUCGGAAGUCUGAUGGACAACAUGCUCGCUGAGUUACAAAUUAUGGCGCAGAUUGAAAGGGAGGCCGUGGCGGAGGAGAUGGAGUGGGUGCGUAGACUAAAUAGGGUCGAUGAUGAGAAGGAGGGAGAGGAGAUCGUUGGGAAGCGAGCGACAGCUAUUUGGAGGGUUAUUUGA